AAAAGCAGAUGCCUCCUGCACCUCCUGCACCUCCUGCACCGCCCCCGUACGCCGCCGCUGACCGUCCGCCGGCGCCUCCCUUCUCCGAAAAUGGACAGCAACUUCCAGCAUUAAAUCGCCCUCCUGCGACGUUUGAGGCAUUGCCGCCACAUCUAGUGUUGUACAUUACGCAAUUGACUUUGAAACCGCGGAAGGGAAGAGCGGAAGUAGAGUAUACGCGGAAGGUGUUGUAUUGGAUGACAGUUUGUCUAAGGAUGGUUAAUCGAUCGUUCUAUAUUGCUUGCAUGCAUGUGUUACGAUCGACUUAUCUUCCAGCAUACCUAUCUAUGAUCAAGCCACCGUACACUUCGGAUCCGUUCCCGUUAUCUACUCCUGAAGCCGGUCCUUCUAGCGUGGCAACUUCGUCAAGUUCAACAAUGAUGUCACCUGUCAACUCUGUACAACGGGAAACCCAGGUAUUGGAUCUGUUUCUGACUGCAAAAGUUAGGGAAGACGUAUGGGCGGAUGAGUCAGAACUCCAUCUGGAGCGAGAAGAAGCCUUCCUAGAUCUUUUCUCGGUCCUACAACCGCGGGCGCGACUAGAAGACCUCGUGCGUACAUACGGGUCCGCAGCAGGUGUCAUCUCUGUCAGUUCAAGCACAGGAAACACCAUCAUCGCCUCCGGUCCAUGUCCUACCUCCUCACCUAUUUCACCUACAUUCCCAUCCGUAUCCGUUCCAUCCGCCGCUCGUCCUACUCAGCAAUCUCAUCCUCAUACGCCCACUUCUUCUUCAGCUCCUAAUACAACUCCUACACCGUAUCCAUACCCAUUUCCUCGUGCGCGCGGUCAGAUGCUUGUCACCCGGCGUGUACCAUUCUCAUCCUUAACCUGUUCAUUCGGACCGCGGAGUGUAGGACUGGUGUUAACAACGAAGAGUGGGAGACGGACGAUCGUCGAAGUCCCACGUGCAAGGGAGGAAAAAUUAGAAGUCGCUGCGAAGAGACUUGUGAAAGGGUUAGAAGGAUGGGUCCAGGAGAAUUAUACCACCAGUAGCGGAGGGUGACUUGGACAAUAUGAAAUUUUGUUGAUUAUAUUUAUUUAUCGUUGAAAGUAUGUUGCAAAUUGGAUACUCAAUUUAUGCAGCAGUCUGCAUAUAUGCACUUUACUUUUCUCUUUAAUUUUGCAUCAGGCACAAAUCUCAUUUAUAAAGUAGUAGUACAUGUGUAGUCAUGUCCUUACAUUGAGCUUCGC
Messenger RNA from Fomitiporia mediterranea MF3/22, 1231 nucleotides. RefSeq lists its product as uncharacterized. NCBI's taxonomy places the organism in Eukaryota, Fungi, Basidiomycota, Agaricomycetes, Hymenochaetales, Hymenochaetaceae. The transcript is spliced from 3 exons. Bases 9 to 1043 code for a protein of 344 amino acids. The record is from RefSeq and is a predicted model, not a curated record.